Melozone crissalis (California towhee) is the source of this 1032-nucleotide messenger RNA. RefSeq names its product homeobox protein vex1-like. Gene Ontology annotation, biological process: regulation of transcription by RNA polymerase II. Gene Ontology annotation, molecular function: RNA polymerase II cis-regulatory region sequence-specific DNA binding; DNA-binding transcription factor activity, RNA polymerase II-specific. The record is from RefSeq and is a predicted model, not a curated record. The transcript has 2 exons. The coding region runs from base 1 to 1032 and encodes 343 amino acids. Lineage: Eukaryota; Metazoa; Chordata; Aves; Passeriformes; Passerellidae.
AUGGACAAGGGGCCCUUCUCGGUGGAGUGGCUGGCGCAGAGCAGCCGCGGCGGAGCCCGGGAGCUGCCCGGUGAGUGCCGGCCGUGCCCCCCGGGUCCCCCCGCGGAGCCGCGGCGCUUUCGGUCCCUCCAAGGGUCCCCCGAAGGGUCCCCCCUUCUGACGCCCCCACCCGUCCCCGCAGAGUCGCCCCGGGAGCGGGAGGCCGCGGAGCGCCCCGGGCUCGCAGCGGGGCCGGCGGGAGCCGCGCCCGGGCGGCCCCGCACCAAGUUCUCGGCCGCGCAGCUGCGGGAGCUGGAGCGCAGCUUCUGCGAGCAGCGCUACAUCGGCGCCGGCGAGAAGCGGCGCUUGGCCACCGUGCUGAACCUCUCCCAGAGCCAGGUGAGCGCCGCCUCGCCCUCCGCCCGAGCGGGACACGGGGCUGGGAGGCACCUCACGGUCACCGGGGGACGCGGCGCUGACAGUGACAGUGAUGGGGACAGUGACAGUGACAGCUCCCGCAGGGGCGGCGGCCCGGGCCGCCCGCCAGCCUCGCCCCGCUGGCAGCAAACGGGGCUGGGGCAAACUGAGAGCCCAGGCUCAGCUCCGAGUGCCCCAGGGACAAGGGGCAAAUGGAAAACUGUGAAUGCAAGUUCUAAAGCUGAAAUUUUACUGGGGGUAAAGAUAAAAACCUGGUUUCAGAAUCGCCGUAUGAAGUUCAAACGCCAGACUCAAGAUGCCAGGAUCGAAGCUCUUUUCUCGGGCUUGUUUUUGCCCUGUCAUUGUUACCCAGACACAGCUGCAUCCAGCUAUCCUCAUGGGGCGGAUGUCAAUGUCCCUGCUACCUCUGCUGCUUCCCUUCACCCGGCGGUGCCAAACCCUGCCUUGCUGUUACCUUCUGUUCCAGCUCAGUCUCUUCAGCCAGUUUUGCCAAGUCCAGCUUUACUGUUGCCUCCCGGGCCAGGAUUGUCUUGUUGCUCUUCUGUGUUUCCAGCAGUGACUCUAACUACUGAACAUAAAAGACUGAUGUUCCAACCAGAUCUUCCCUCCUGUUAA